UUUGCUUCAAAGUUCAAGCAGCAAAUCUUGAUAUUUCUCUCUUCAUCCCUAGAGAAAGAGAGAGAGAGAGAGAGAGAGAGAGAGAGAGAGAGAGAGAGAUGGCUUUGAGAUGGCUUCUUCACUCGGCAUGUCAAGUUUUAGGGUACCCUCUCAAGGACAGUACUGACAUGCAAGGGAGUCAUGGUGUUGUAGGGUACCCAUGUGAAAAAGAUGUCUAUGGAGUCAUUAAGAUGGAAACAUACCCUUCUGGAGGGUUCCAAAUGCCUCUUCAUUACCCUAAAUACACAAAGUCAGACUACGAGAAGAUGGAAGAGUGGAGGGUAGACUUGCUUCUUAGGGAAUAUGGCCUAAAUUUUAAGGGUACACUUGAAGAGAAGAGGGAAUUUGCAACGGGGGCAUUCUUGUGGCCAGGUCAAUAUUGAUCUAUCUGUCUAUAUAUCUAUAUAUAUAGAGAGAGAGAGGGAGAGAGAGAGAGAGACCGACCUAAAUUUGCUACUGAUUAGCAUAUUAAUUAUGUAUAAUAAUAAUGAAAAUACAGAGUGUUGAUGGAGGAGAAGUAAUGUUCCCUGAAGAUCUCUCUAUCUAAUUAAGAAAUUAAAGUACUGUUUUAUGUUA
Messenger RNA from Jatropha curcas, 615 nucleotides. RefSeq lists its product as uncharacterized. NCBI's taxonomy places the organism in Eukaryota, Viridiplantae, Streptophyta, Magnoliopsida, Malpighiales, Euphorbiaceae. The record is from RefSeq and is a predicted model, not a curated record.